AUGGCCAAUUCGGAGCUCGUCAUUUUGUGGGGUGAUGCGGAAACGGUGGAAAAGCUAAAGCCCCAUCUCCUCCAUUCCCACAACUUCUCUUCUUCAUCCGAUCCACAUUGCUUUGAUUGUUUAAAUAUGAUUCCUCGUGGAGCGAAAUUCGUGGAAAAACCGCUGGAAAAUGGUUUUUUUCUCGAUUCCCUUAACGAAAAGGACGCUAAUUUUGUAGCCUCAAAGUGGAGAUAUUCAGCAAAAGAUGAAGCUCAACGGAUAAAACACCGUAUUCAUGAUCUUCCAUCAAUUUGCAUUCGAUCCAAAUCCGAUAAUUCUUUGAUUGGAUGGGUGAUGGUGGAUCAUCGGGGAAUGGUACAACAUCUACAUGUACUGCCUGAGUAUCGGGGAAAAGGAAUACGAUCGAUUUUGAUGGAGAAAAUCGGUGAAAAAGUCUAUGAAAAUCCGAUGGGAAUCAAACCAUUCUAUUGUGUGGAUGAGGAGAAUGAUGUGAUGAUGAAAUGGAUACCGAAAGGACAUUGGGUUCUCAAUUCCUCGGGCGCUCAUCAAAAGAUCCUCUUCACUGCGAUUUAUCCAAGAAAA
This is a messenger RNA of Mesorhabditis belari, 582 nucleotides long. Lineage: Eukaryota; Metazoa; Nematoda; Chromadorea; Rhabditida; Rhabditidae. The record is from the annotation of a GenBank genome assembly.